Messenger RNA from Colias croceus (clouded yellow), 2124 nucleotides. RefSeq lists its product as uncharacterized. NCBI's taxonomy places the organism in Eukaryota, Metazoa, Arthropoda, Insecta, Lepidoptera, Pieridae. The coding region runs from base 467 to 1588 and encodes 373 amino acids. The transcript has 2 exons. The record is from RefSeq and is a predicted model, not a curated record. Gene Ontology annotation, molecular function: nucleic acid binding; zinc ion binding.
GAUAAUUACUGUGACGGCGCGCCGAUAAUUACUGUAUUAAAUAAUAAUUAUCUAGCAUAGUUGAUUUCACGUAGUUAAAUUGUUUGUUUUGAUUGUCAGUGUCAAACCCUUGUGUUGCUAUUUUUAAAAUGUUACAAGCAAUGUUUUGGUUGAAAAAUGUCAAAGUAUUAUGUUGUGUUGCCAGUAAUGAAAAUAUUGUGAAGUAAGGUUGUCACAUUAAAAAAAUAAGAGCGGGUAGUCCCGAAUAGGGUGGUCGGUUGGCCUGAUUGUGACAGCUGACAUUCGACAUUCGACUGUCGGUUGUGCACAGAGGCGCACGCGUACUAACCUAUUGGCUCUUAAUCUGUUUGAAUCUUGAUUGUUACGCAAAAUUGUGAAGUGAAGUAAAAUUUAAUAAACUAUCUGAUUGUCGUUUGAGAAAAUAGUGAGUUUAUUUCGGUGUUCCCAUCUCUACUAAAUCACCGCUAUGUCUGAUAACGGAGAUCAUACCGCCGAGCCUUCCGACGUUCCGUUAUCAGAAGUGGGAUUACUCCGUGCAUCUCAGGAGCAGCAUGCAGCCCACUCAGGUCAGAUUGAACAACCUUCUUUAGAAAAAGAGUGCGACCGUUGGAAAACACUGUUUGAAUUGCAGCAACGAAGUUUGACAGAUUUGAUACGGGCAAUUCAAGAACCUCGGCUAUCUGUAUCAAAAAUAGCUUUACCCGAAUUUAAUCCUGACCUUCAGGAUAGCGAUGCUCGUGCUUGGUGCGAAACAGUUGACCUAUGCUUGCAAGAAAAACCACUUUCUGGUGGAGACCUGAUAAUAACCAUGAGUAAAGCGCUCAAAGGAACUGCAGCAUCAUGGCUAGCACAAUCUAGUUAUCCUGGAAUAACAUGGGCCCAAUUAAAGGAUCUAUUUUUAGCUAGAUUCGAUUUCGUUGAAACUCCUGCAGCAAACUUAUGGCGAUUGUUUAAUGGAAAUCCAAAGGAAGGUGAAUGCUUAUCCUCUUAUGCCAGCCGAUUUAUGAGUGCAAUAAUGGCAAGAUGGAAAUCAUUGUCAACGGAACAAAUUGCCAUUGCUGUUACACUAGCACACGCUGCAAAAAUCGAACCAAGAUUGCAGAGAUUGGCUUUUACAACGGAAAUAGACAACCGUAUAAAAUUGCAACAAGAACUUAUGGCAUUUACGUUUAGAAAAAGAGGACCUCCAGCUCAAGAGAAGGCGACAUUAGCUGUAGAAGCAAAGAAGCCGCGUCCCGAGAACUCUCGUAGGUGUUACAAUUGCAACAAGUUCGGACACGUGGCUACUGAAUGUCGAUGGAAUGGUAAUCGUGAUGACACUAAAGCACGAACCGAAACUUCAAGCAACUCUGUAACUCAUGCUUCAAAGGAAGGCAGUGCACCGAAGAAGACUAUCACUCCAACCUGCUUCAACUGCGGCGAACAGGGCCAUAUCGCAACGCGGUGCCCCGGCAAGGAGGCGAAAUCCAACGAGACUAGAGUUGAACGUCGUGUGGAUAUCUGCACCAUCAAACCAGCUACUGAUCAUCUUUCGGACGAAACCGAUGAUUCAGAUGAGCGAAAUGACUCCACACACGAGGACGUGUGAAUAUGCAGGACGGCCGUGACGGCGCGCCGAUAAUUACUGUGACGGCGCGCCGAUAAUUACUGUAUUAAAUAAUAAUUAUCUAGCAUAGUUGAUUUCACGUAGUUAAAUUGUUUGUUUUGAUUGUCAGUGUCAAACCCUUGUGUUGCUAUUUUUAAAAUGUUACAAGCAAUGUUUUGGUUGAAAAAUGUCAAAGUAUUAUGUUGUGUUGCCAGUAAUGAAAAUAUUGUGAAGUAAGGUUGUCACAUUAAAAAAAUAAGAGCGGGUAGUCCCGAAUAGGGUGGUCGGUUGGCCUGAUUGUGACAGCUGACAUUCGACAUUCGACUGUCGGUUGUGCACAGAGGCGCACGCGUACUAACCUAUUGGCUCUUAAUCUGUUUGAAUCUUGAUUGUUACGCAAAAUUGUGAAGUGAAGUAAAAUUUAAUAAACUAUCUGAUUGUCGUUUGAGAAAAUAGUGAGUUUAUUUCGGUGUUCCCAUCUCUACUAAAUCACCGCUAUGUCUGAUAACGGAGAUCAUACCGCCGAGCCUUCCGACGUU